Colletotrichum aenigma is the source of this 2223-nucleotide messenger RNA. RefSeq names its product Serine/threonine-protein kinase oca2 (gene oca2). The record is from RefSeq and is a predicted model, not a curated record. NCBI's taxonomy places the organism in Eukaryota, Fungi, Ascomycota, Sordariomycetes, Glomerellales, Glomerellaceae. Gene Ontology annotation, biological process: protein phosphorylation; intracellular signal transduction. Gene Ontology annotation, molecular function: protein serine/threonine kinase activity; ATP binding. Bases 1 to 2223 code for a protein of 740 amino acids. The transcript has 3 exons.
AUGCCCCCUCAGGAUGCGCCCGCCGUCCGCUUCGCUUCUUCCGUCCAGGAGAUUACGCCUACCGUCACCACGACAUCACCAACCGACACCCAGUCGCUCAUCGAUGCCGCUCUCGGAGACGCUUCUCUCUCAGAGGUCACCCCCGAUCAGCUGAGAGCUCUUUCCAAGUCCCUCCAAGGAGCACCGUUGCAGCAGCGCCGGAUGAACGUCUUUGGCUUUGAGCCAUACUCGCUGCCCGCAUCACGCGUCUGCUCGCGCGAAGAAGAGUCCGACAACAGCAGGCUCCCGACCCCGAAUUCCAGUGGUCCAAAAUCGCCGCGUUUUGGUCCGGUGCACCCGAUGCAGUCACCUCCCCUGACCCCGGCGGGUACCGACCCUCAAGAUCCGACCAAGAAGAGCGUUAGCCAUGACGAUGCCCGGAAGACCACCUCGAGUGAGCCUCAGGUUAUUACCCCACAGGCUUCUUCUUCUCAUGACACCUCGCCCCCGUCGUCGACAAGAAAGAGCAUGCCGGUCCGCGCAAAGUCGACCGAGCAAGUUGCUCAACGAUCAGCAUCCGCAGAAGACAGAGACCACGACGCGAGAUCGCACAGGAAAGGCAUGUUCUCUAUCGGCCCCGGCGGAUCCGUGCCUGUCUCCCGAGAAUCUAGUCCAUCUCGGGCUUCAAUGUACUACUCCAAGCCGAUGACACCCGGCGGAGAUGCCAACGACCCGUAUGCCGCCCACAAGCGCCAACCCCAAGCUCCAAAUCCUCAACGUGGGGCUAUCGACUCGAGAUUCGUCUUCUCCAGGAGAAAGAACAAGCAUGGGUCCCCUUCUGGCUCAACGUCAAGCCUUGGUCGUACUACCGACAAGCGUCACUCAGGGAUAUUGGGCAAUCUGAAGGGUCACGGUGAUGAGCUGCAGGUCCCUCACGACGAUGCGGCUAGCAUCUCUAGCCGACAAGGGUCAUUUGCGGACUUGAAGAGAUUUUUCAAGGUCGGCGGUCACCACAAGAUGAAGAGGGAAGCUUCACCCUCUUCGAUUCGCUCUGGCGCCAAGACUCCACCUACAAGGUCUUCUACCCAUCAGCUGCCCUUUGGUGACGAUCAUGGAUUGACCUCGAAGUACGGCAAGCUCGGCAGGGUCCUUGGAUCUGGCGCCGGCGGAUCUGUGAGGUUGAUGAAGAGGAGCGAGGACGGCGUGGUUUUUGCGGUCAAGGAGUUCCGUCCCAGACAUUCUUACGAGACCGAGAAGGAGUAUGUGAAGAAGUUGACCGCCGAGUUCUGCGUUGGUUCCACUCUACACCACGGCAACGUCAUCGAAACCCUUGAUAUACUCCAGGAGAAGGGCAAAUGGUACGAGGUGAUGGAAUACGCACCUUACGAUCUCUUUGCCUGUGUCAUGACUGGUAGGAUGACACGUGAAGAGGUCGGCUGCUGUUUCCUGCAGAUCCUCAACGGCGUGACAUAUCUACACAGCAUGGGUCUGGCUCAUCGGGAUUUGAAGCUUGACAACGUCGUGGUUAGUGAGCACGGUAUCAUGAAGAUCAUCGACUUUGGCAGUGCCCAUGUCUUCAAGUAUCCGUUUGAGAACGAUAUUGUUCUUGCCUCAGGCAUCGUGGGUUCGGACCCGUAUUUGGCCCCUGAAGUCUACGACGAGCGAAAGUACGACCCUCAGGCCGUUGACAUCUGGUCUCUCGCAAUCAUCUACUGUUGUAUGAGUCUGCGCAGGUUUCCUUGGAAGGUUCCUCGUAUGACCGACAACUCAUUCAAGCUGUUUGCGGCUGAGCCGACUCCGGGUCACGAUCCGAAAAAGCUGAUCAUGCCGUCCAAGUCAACCAACGACCUCUCAAAUACACCGCAACGGGAUAUGUUUGAGGAUGGCAAACACGAACACAAGCACCAUCACAAGUCGGAACACAAAGAAAAGGAAAGCGAGGCCCAGCCCGCUCAGGGCACCACCACCACGACCGUUUCCUCGGGCAAAUCCGACGGGCAGCAGCCAGAGAAGAAGGAGGUCAUCAGGGGCCCAUGGAGAAUUCUGCGCCUACUUCCCCGCGAGAGCCGACACAUUAUCGGACGCAUGCUUGAGAUCAAGGUCAAGCAGCGAGCGACGAUGCAGGACAUCAUGGAGGAGCCUUGGGUUGCGAAUACGGUCAUUUGCCAACAGCCCGAGCCGGGUCGUGUCAUUCACGCUGAAGACCACGUUCACACUCUGGAGCCGCCGGCGCCCCAGAAAUAG